AUGAAAAAACGACUGGACAAAAAUCAUGUGGUUAAGAACAUUGGAAAACGACUCUAUAUACUACAUGGAACCAAAGGUGUGAAACUCAGUAAAAAUGUUGUUAUUCACUUGCAAAAAUGCAUAAAAUAUGCCCUUUCUAAAAUUCUGUGCAAAGAGGAACUGGAGGAGAACUUGAGAGCUAUUCUACCUCAUCAUUUUGGUGAUCAUUCUGUGUACCAUGCUCGAUUUUGUGGGUUUAAACGAAAUCCAGGUGAAAAAUAUAUUCACAGAAGUCUUCCCUACAAAUCUGCUUUGAAGGACGACAAACUUAUCCAGGAUCUCCAGCCCAUCUUCGAUCAAGUAGCAGCACGGGCAGCCCUGUAUGUAGACCUCGGCUCUAGUCAACAGUGCGAACAUGCCAACAGAGAAGUCACUCUAAGGGUACCGAAGUCUCACCACUAUGACAACUCUGAGGCACUUGAUUUCAGGGUCCAUGCUACAGCAGCCUUCAUAAAUGAAGGAAGAAGUUACAUUUCCAAGGUUAAUGAAGAGGCUGGUUUGUCUCCUGGAAACUACACCCAGAAGUAUGCAGACAAACAGUUCAAGCGGCAACUGAAGGUUGAAAAGAGGUCAAAAUUUCCCUCGACAAAGAGAAUGCGACUACAGUUAAAACAACAGAGGAAUGUUACACAAUGGGCAUUGCAGGCACUUGAGGAGAUUGGAUUAGCUGAUGAGAUUGACACAGAACAAAUCCCAGAUCCUGUCCCCCGUGGUGUUUUCAAGCCUGUCACCUUGUCCAGUGGAACUCCUUCUCUUGUAAUGUUUGAUUUAGAGACUACAGAUCUGAUUCGAGGAAGAAACAUAACUUCACUGCAUGUUCUCAUAGCAAAAGGCAUUGUGAAACAUAAUACAGCUGAAAACAUUGCAGGUUCUGGAUUGAACUUGUCACACCUUCACAAAAUAUUUCAGAGAGAUGGUGAGGAUGGACUAAGAGCUACAUUUUCACAAAAAACAUCCGACGGUCAGCCACGAGUUUCGUCUACAAAACGUGUUCUGGAUUCUGUCAUUCCAAAACUUGUGGAAUAUUUUGAGAAACAAUAUGAAACAUGA
This is a messenger RNA of Ostrea edulis (European flat oyster), 1089 nucleotides long. RefSeq lists its product as uncharacterized. NCBI's taxonomy places the organism in Eukaryota, Metazoa, Mollusca, Bivalvia, Ostreida, Ostreidae. The transcript has 4 exons. Bases 1 to 1089 code for a protein of 362 amino acids. The record is from RefSeq and is a predicted model, not a curated record.